Messenger RNA from Sphaeroforma arctica JP610, 1695 nucleotides. RefSeq lists its product as hypothetical. Lineage: Eukaryota; Ichthyosporea; Ichthyophonida. The record is from RefSeq and is a predicted model, not a curated record. The annotation marks the transcript as partial. The transcript has a single exon.
GUUUCCGGGCCAGCCUCUCAUCUGCAGGUCCCGAUUCAGCGAGAACUCUUAAAACGGUACAAGAUAUGCCACACCCAGCAGCCAAGCGAACGCACCACUACCACAACAACAGACAUGCAGCAAUACAAGGACACCCAAUCGCAACAAAGUAGACCCACGCGCGCACACAGCGGCGAUAAGCCCACGCUAUGCCGAAACGUGCAGGCAGAAAAAAGCUUGGAAGGCGCGAGUGGGCGCGACAUGCAGCGCGCGGAGGCCGGUCGUGCGCGCAGCAGGGAUGUGCACGCUCACACCCAUACUACGCAAGUGUGUAGUAUAACCACACACGCGAAGGAUGACGCAAGUGCCAAACACAAACAGGUGAACCCAGGCACCCGACACGAGCAAAGCAGAACAACGGGCGAGUAUGGGCCAGAUAGUAUACGUAUCACACACGUCCAUAGCAACCGAACCGAAAGUACACGCAUCACACACGUCAAUAUCACCCGAGCCGAUAGUACACGCAUCACACACACCCAUAGCAACCGAGCCGAUAGUACACGCAUCACACACACCCAUAGCAACCGAGCUGAAGGGCUGAGUGACACGACAGCUGUCGAGGGAUGCAGCAAGCCAGAGCGCGGGAAGCGUAGAAAGGCCGGGUGGCUACGGAAGAAGCUCAACAAACAACGCGUGCGAGAUGGUUGCGCGGUGCAUACACCGAGCCAUGACACACACACUCACACAGACACACAUACGCACACAGACACACAUACGCACACAGACACACACACACACACACACAAUCUGGUACAUCUACACACAGGUGUGCACGUGUCCGAUGUCAGUGAUGAGUGUCAGCUGCAGCCACCGCCGGUGCCCCAGAUACUACCACCACCGGUUGAGUACAACCACACGCCACACGUGCACUCUCUGGGUAGGGCGGAGGAUCGAAGCCCAAGUGAUGUGAAUAACUGUAUUGACCGUAGUAGCUCAGCCGGAAACACUGUGAACAAGGAUGUGCACAAAGGCCAAGACAACAGCCCUGCGCUUAUCCACCACGCCGAUCCGUUUAACGGCACCAAUCACACCAGACACGCCUCUCCGAACACUAGUACAAAUGCAAAGUGUACUGAGACUACGCCUGGCAUUACGGAUACACACAACGAGAGUGACAUCACCAUGUCUCUGGACUCCGUUGUGGCUGCAGGCGAUCCGUUUGACGGCCCACCCACGCCAUGCGUCAACCCCGAGACAGACAGCGAACACGAACAUAAACACGAACACGAACACGAACACGAACACGAGGGAUAUUCACAGGACAGCAGGGCUACCACAAGACUAACAGACGCCUCACAAACCACUCCACACACACACACACACACACCACCCGCGGCAGUGGGGACGGGUGCACCUCCCCACACAACGAGAAUGCCGAACAAGCGGUCUGUGUUGUUUUCAUUGGUCUCGAGGGUUGGUGAGACAGGACCUGGUACGAGCGAGGGCGUCCGUUGUCAUGGUAACGGGAAGUCGCAAUUGUCCUCGCCUAUCACACGCACCCAGCCCUCAGGAAAACGGACUUGGACAGGUGUAAAUCCAACGUCUACCCUAGCCAGUGGCAGUGCACAAAGGCUUUCGAGCCAUGCAUCGCUCAAGGGUUCCAUGGUGUGUGUCGACAUUGUUUGCAGCGGUGACUUUGAUCAGAUUGAUUGGUGA